Messenger RNA from Rotaria sp. Silwood2, 1530 nucleotides. The record is from the annotation of a GenBank genome assembly. NCBI's taxonomy places the organism in Eukaryota, Metazoa, Rotifera, Eurotatoria, Philodinida, Philodinidae.
AUUUUUAUUUUUGCAGAUCUUUAUUGGUAGUUUUAUAUUGAAAUUAAUUCGUAAUCGUGAAUCAAACAUUCAUGAAUAUACUGUCGAAAGUUUAUUAGAAAAUGAUGAUGAAGAUGAAGAUGAACCAUUAAUUGAAUAAAAUAAAUACGAACCAAAACCAAAAAAAAAAAGAAACUGUAUCUAUUUUUUUCUUGUCUCAUUUAUUUAUCUCGAUUCAAUCGAUUGUACUGUCACUGAUCAAUGUAUAUAUAUAUAUUUGUAUGUGUAUAUUUAUCUCAUUUUAUUUUAUUUUAUUUUUUCGAACAUUAAAAUACUAACCAAGAAAAUAUGAUCUUUUCAAUUUUAGGAUUAUUAGAUUAAUCAAAAGAUUUUUUCAGUUUUAUGAUUAACAUGCGGUCUUAUUGUAUUAUAUAAAUUUUUUUCUAGAUUAGUUACUAUUCUAGAAAAUAUAAAGAAUGGACUUUUUCGAAAUGAGUCUUUCGAGUUUGAAUAAGUAAAGAAAUUGAAUUUUUAUCAGUUCUAAUGAAUAAAGUCAAAUCGUAAUUCAUUAAUCACUUUUGAGUCUAGACUAUAUGUAUUAUAAUACCAUAGUAUCCAUAAGAAUAAUUGGCUUUCAAAAUGAGAAUAGUUAAUUGUAAAAGUUUAAGGUUUUUUUUUGGGUUUGCUCGUGUCUUAAAAUAAGAACAUCACAAUCUGUCAGUUUGUAUGAGCAAUGUAAAAAGCACACUUAUACUAUAAGAUUUGCAAAUCAGUAUUUCUGAGAAUUAAUUUUUGAUAUUUAAAGAAUACUAUCAAAAUGAAGUAUCUUCACAGGAAUAAUCUAAGACCUCCAACUUUUUUUUGCGCAUUCAUAGUUGAUUAAGAUCUACAUGAUACACAUAGUUUCAACUCAAGAGUUAUUAAACCAUUGAAGGAUUGCUCUCGAAAGUCAGGAUCGUUCGUUUGUAUAUAGGAUUUUGCAUUGAUUCAAUGAUUGUUCGAUUAGAAUGAUAGAUUCACAAGCUAUCUUCCGACAAUAUUUUCACUUAAAAAAAACCUAUACUUUAUGUUUAUUUUUUAAAGUUCAAAAUUAUUGAGAAAUAGUUUAUAUAAACACCUGCAUGAAAUGACCUGACAUUCUCAUAAUAAGUUAGUUUUUAUGACAUAAUAUAUUUUUAGAAACUCUAGUGAAGAUUCAUGGUCUAUAGUGAUCACAUUUUUUUUUGAUUAGAUAAAAAGAAACGAGUCUUACGAAAGUUACUUAGUGAUCUGUUGUUUUAUUUAUAUACAUCAGAUAAAAUUAUUAUUCAUGGAUUUAUGUAUAUGUGUUUGUUGUUUUGAAAUUUUUUUUUUCAGAUGUCGAAUGAUUUUACACCUUUAAAAUUAGAUGAAAGUCAAUUAUUUGAAUUAGUUCGUCUAUCAAAUAUAACAAUUGACGAACGUAUGUUUAAAAUAAUUCUUGAAUUACUCAAAUUAAAUAUCAAACCAGAAGCCAUCAUUGAAGUAUUAAAAGUCUUAGCAAAACAACGAUUAGCAUCAACAUCAUCUUAA